This is a messenger RNA of Passer montanus (Eurasian tree sparrow), 2432 nucleotides long. It is a transcript of the gene SSH3, whose product is annotated as slingshot protein phosphatase 3. The record is from RefSeq and is a predicted model, not a curated record. Gene Ontology annotation, cellular component: cytoplasm. NCBI's taxonomy places the organism in Eukaryota, Metazoa, Chordata, Aves, Passeriformes, Passeridae. Gene Ontology annotation, biological process: protein dephosphorylation; negative regulation of actin filament polymerization; actin cytoskeleton organization. Gene Ontology annotation, molecular function: protein tyrosine/serine/threonine phosphatase activity; actin binding.
GGGGCAUGGCGCUGGUGACGGUGCGGCGGGCGGGGGGCUCCGCCGGCGGCCCCGCGGAGGAAGAUGCUCCCAGACGUGGCCAGCUGCAGCGACGGCAGAGCUUCGUCAUGGUCAAGGGGGCUGCGCGGCUCCUGCCUGCCGAGGAGCCCCCCCCGGCCGAGCCCCCCCCGGCCGAGCCCCCCUGCCAGGCCCCGGGGCAGCAGGAGCAGCACCUGCACCUCAUGAUGCAGCUGCUGCGCCCCCAGGACGCCAUUCGGCUGGCGGUGCGGCUGGAGUCGGCGCGGCCGCGGCGGGUGCGGUACCUGCUGCUGGUGCGGCCGGAGGAGCCGGGCGCCGAGGCGGAGACGGCGCUGCUGGGAGUGGAUUUUGCCCACGAGGGGGCCACCCGCUGCACCCUGGGCAUGGUGCUGCCCCUCUGGAGCGACACCCAGGUGUUCCUCGACGGCGACGGGGGGUUCAGCGUGACAUCGGGGGGACAGACGCGCAUCUUCAAGCCCAUCUCUGUGCAGACCAUGUGGGCCGUGCUGCAGGAGCUGCACCGCGCCUGCGAGGACGCGGCCCGCGGCGGGCACAUCCCCGGCAGCCCCGCGCUGGCCUGGGCCCGCGGCUACGCGGCGGCGCUGGGCUCCAAGCAGAGCUGCCUCAACGAGUGGCUGGCCAUGGCCGACCUCGAAAGCGUGCGGCCCGCCUCGCCCAGCGCGACCCCGCGGCCGGCCGCACCAGAGCUGUCGGAGCAGGCGGUGCGGGCGCUGCUGCGGGAGGUGAUGGCUGCCGCCGACCUGGAGAACGUCACGUCCAAGGAGGUGCGCGAGGAGCUGGAGCGGCGCACGGGGCACAGCCUGGGCGAGCACAAGGAUUUCAUCGACAACGAGAUGCUGCUGGUGCUGGCGCAGAUGGAUCGGCCUUCCCGCGUCUUCCCGCACCUCUUCCUGGGCUCCGAGUGGAACGCGGCCAACCUGGAGGAGCUGCAGCAGAAUAGGGUCACCCACAUCCUCAACGUGGCGCGGGAGAUCGACAACUUCUUCCCGGCGCUGUUCACGUACAUGAACGUGCGGGUGUACGACGAGGAGGCGGCCGAGCUCCUGCCCCACUGGAACGACACCUUCCUCUUCCUCUCCCGCGUCCGGGCGGCGGGCGGCCGGGCGCUGGUGCACUGCCGGAUGGGGCUGAGCCGCUCGGCUGCCACGGUGCUGGCCUACGCCAUGAAGGAGUUCGGGUGGCCCCUGGAGCGGGCGCUGCGGCACGUCCGGCACUGCCGGCCCGGCGUCCUGCCCAACCCCGGCUUCAUGCGCCAGCUCGACUUCUACGAGGGCAUCCUGAGCGCCAGCCGGCACAGCGUCCUGUGGGAGCCCCGGGCGGCCGAGCAGGCGCCGCAGCCCGAGGAGGACACCGCGAGGGACACAAGUGGCCUGUCCCCGCUGUCCUCCCCGCUGGCGUCCCCGCAGCCCUCCGAGGAGGAGGCAGCCGGCGGGGGGCUGCUGGGGGCCUCCCGGCGCCCUCGCAUCUCGCUGUGCUCUGUCAUGCGGAGCAUCAGCCUGCUGGAGACCCCCGAGCCCCUCGAGGUGCUGGGGGAGCCCCUGGCCGGGGAGCGGCGUGCGGUGACCCCGCUGUCCCCCCUCAGGUGUUCGAGGCCACGGAGAAAGCAGAGGGUCCCUCCCCGAGGUCACGACCCUCGUCCCGCCCGCGCGGGGUGGUGCGCCAGGCCAGCCUGGAUGGCGGCCCCGCCCCUUUUUGUGACCACACCCUUAGUGAUUGCCACACCCAGGGCCACACCCAUGGACCUGGCCAGGGCCACGCGGAUGAACCCACGCCUUAAUUUGGGGGGCAGGGGACAGCACCUCCUCACUGCCAUAGCAACGGGGGAGGGGCGUGGUCUUCGCCUGGGGGCGUGGCCAGCGAGCCGGCACGCCCCGCCCACGCCCCGCCCGCACCCCGGGGCUGGGACGGGCCUCUGCCCCAGCCACACAAACACCGGCACCGCUCCUGCACUGGCAAUAAAGCGUGGAAAUGGCAGCCCCUGGUGCUUUUGUGACCCUGAGCGUCUGGAGGGUGGGCUGCUGUCAGUAGGGACCGGAGUGAACGCUUUGGGGACACCGGGCGGGCACGGGGACCCAGCGGCGCCAUUUUGUGCGGCGGGGAAACUGCAACUCCCGGCGGCCUUUGCGCGAGAAGCACAACUUCCGGGUUGCCAUGGCAACCGUCGCGGCCUAGGCCUGGGCUGGAAUCAGGGCUGGGAUGGUGCUGGAAACGGGACCGGGGCAGUCCCGAGGCCCAGCAGCGGAGGACUGAAGCACACAGAGAGCCUCUGUGGCCAUGGUGGAGGGGAAAGCCAGGUGCUCCCCCCUCCACCCCGUGAGGUGGUGUCAACCCCCUCCCACCAUGGUGUCCCUUCGUGUUGUGUCACCCCUGACCCACAGGACACCUUCCACUAG